AUGGACCAUUACGUAUUCUAUCCAAACGAAAGACCUCCACAGCCUCCCCCGCCUGCUGGCGGGCAUGAAACAAUUAGGGAUUCUGUCGAGGCGGAAGUCACAAGCACUUAUCCCUACAAGGCUCCGCAAAGUCUAGGCGAAGGUGUCAUCAUCUACAUAAUGGAGAACGAGUUCAGCCUCAAACCGGAGUACCUAGACAUUGAGACGACACGCUACGAACGACUUCCAGCUGGAGGCGCUGACCCUUUCUCUAAAGGAGGAGAGCAGAGAGAAGAUCCGAGAGAAAUGCAUGGAACCUUGGUCGCGAAUGUAGCUGCGGGCUCCCAAAUGGGCGCUGCUCCGAAAGCCCGGGUGGUCGCAGUCUAUCGAGCAACCGGGAAGAAGGACGGUCUCAAAACAGCACUUGAGCUGAUCAUAACCCACUAUGACUCACAGCACGAACCUCGACCGUCGGCCAUCAUCAAUGCAUCACUUGGCCAAGCGUCGCAGAAUAUGUACAAAAUGCUUGGCUUCAACGCUCUCGAGCAGUCUCUUGAGUGCAGCUCCCUGAUUGAGAUACUCGUGAAAAAGUACGGGAUACUUCUGAUUGGGGCCGCGGGAAAUGAACAGGUGAGCUGUCUCUCUCCUUUGGGACGUGCUGAGGCGCUGAUGUCUUUGGAGCAUAUCAUUACGAAGAGCGAUCGUGACGAGGUGACGAAACACAUCAAAGCCGAGACGUCCGAGGGGAGGAAAUCAGCCCUCCACAAACUCCAUGAGUCGAAACUGCUGCUACCAGCUGGUCAUCCGCUUGCUUUGAGUGUUGGAGCCCAUGACCACAAAGACGAUUGCACUAGAUUUUAUCAUGGGACAGGUGAGGUUUUCACUGAACAUUACUUUUGCUAA
Messenger RNA from Bacidia gigantensis, 882 nucleotides. RefSeq lists its product as uncharacterized. Lineage: Eukaryota; Fungi; Ascomycota; Lecanoromycetes; Lecanorales; Ramalinaceae. The transcript is spliced from 2 exons. Gene Ontology annotation, biological process: proteolysis. Gene Ontology annotation, molecular function: serine-type endopeptidase activity. The coding region runs from base 1 to 882 and encodes 293 amino acids. The record is from RefSeq and is a predicted model, not a curated record.